Molecule: messenger RNA, 906 nt
Organism: Asparagus officinalis (garden asparagus)
Lineage: Eukaryota; Viridiplantae; Streptophyta; Magnoliopsida; Asparagales; Asparagaceae
Product: vicilin-like seed storage protein At2g28490
Exons: 6
Coding region: 37-906 (289 amino acids)
Source: RefSeq, a predicted model, not a curated record
AAGGUUACCACCGGAGGACGAGAAAGGCCGAGGGGCAUGUUCAUCUUGGGGAAGUUCAGGAGCGUGAUGAAGACUGAGGAGGGCGAGGUCAAGGUGGUGUCCGGAUACAGGUGGAAGGGUGAUCCGAGCCCAAUGCACAUUGGACUCGUCGAUAUGGAGCCCAACACCCUCCUUGUUCCGCAGUACGUUGAUGCAAAUCUCGUUAUCUUUGUGCGCAGAGGGCAUGCGAAGAUGGGGUGGAUCUGCAAGAAGGGUAAGAUGGCCGAGAGCAGACUUAGGGCCGGCGAUGUCACCGUCAUCCCUGCAGGCUCGGCCUUCUACCUCAUCAAUGACUGCAAGGACGAGAGACUGCAGGCCAUUGCAAGCAUCGAUUCGACGGAGACUCUAGGAUUCACUACUUACCAAUCAUUCUUUAUCGGUGGAGGACGGGAUCCGACUUCAAUCCUGUCAGGAUUUGAUCCGAUGACUAUCGCGUCAGCCUUCAAUGUCACCAUGGAAGAGCUAGGGUUCAUGAUGAGCCAGGCAGGCGGUCCGAUAAUCCGCAUGCACCCUCAACCUGAAGACGCAAAUAAGCCCAACGAAGACGACGAUGAAGACAGUACUACUAAAGGAUCGAUAUGGCAAAGGAUUUUCAACUUCAUCCUCGGUGGGAGUCAUCACCGUCAUCAUGGGAAGAACAGCUCCCUCAAGUCAUCUCAUGCUUAUAACCUCUAUGAUAAGAAGCCGGACUUCAGGAAUAGCUAUGGAUCGAGCGUUGCUGUCGAUGAGAGUGAGUAUGCCCCUCUGAAGCACACGGGCAUUAGCGUGUACUUCGUCAACCUCACCGCGGGCUCAAUGAUGGCACCUCACGUCAACCCCUCCGCCACCGAAUACGGCAUCAUCCUCGAUCAAACUGGGGAGCAGUAA